Anguilla rostrata (American eel) is the source of this 3981-nucleotide messenger RNA. Its product is annotated as Fc receptor-like protein 5. The transcript has 11 exons. Gene Ontology annotation, cellular component: plasma membrane. The record is from RefSeq and is a predicted model, not a curated record. Gene Ontology annotation, molecular function: transmembrane signaling receptor activity. Gene Ontology annotation, biological process: cell surface receptor signaling pathway. NCBI's taxonomy places the organism in Eukaryota, Metazoa, Chordata, Actinopteri, Anguilliformes, Anguillidae. Bases 1281 to 3704 code for a protein of 807 amino acids.
GCCACCUUUCUGUGGACCACACUACAGCCUCUGGACAGCACAGUAGCCAAUCACAUACACCCAGGGCUUCACUCCAGCCAAUUGUGAGCUGUCCUGCGGGUCCAACAUUCACAGUCAGCUCUGGCACAGUCGGGUUUUUUAGACCAUGCAAUAUUUCAUUUCACAGAGGACCAGUGCAUUUAAGCAAGGUGCUGCCCUAAAGUCUCUGAUUCCCUGUGAUAACGAGUGGAGUUCUGCACUUUUUCUUUAGUUUAUAAAAAAGAAGAGAAGAAAACAUGAAGCUGGUUUGCUGUGCAGGACCUACUUCCUUAUUUUUGUUCUCACAAACAGAACCCCCCAAAAGUGUUAUAAUGGUAGAGGGAAAUUGGUUAUUUUUGCUCUGUGCUUACGGUAUUUGGAUACGAAUAUGAGACAAAAGUACAGUCAGCUUUUAAUAUCAUGGUAUGUGUGUUACCAUUUCACAGAAACUGCUGUCUUUGUGUUGAGUCCCCCUAUUUUCAGCAGAGUAAAAGUAAAAAACAAAAGAUUACAAUUAAAAAGCAGAAGUUCUUUCCUCCACACUUUCAGCUUUCCAUUGCUUUCGAUUGCAUUUUUAUUUUUUUAUUUUUUUGUCUCAUCUGUUCAUAAAACUGUUUCAGAACUCUUCUGGCUUGUCUUUGUAUUUUUUGGCAAAUUCUAAUCUGGCCUUUUGAUUCUUGACGUUGAUGUGAGGUUUUGCAUUUUGCUGUUUAGCCUCUAUAAUUCUGCUCUCCGAGUCUUCUGCAUUUGGCGGCUCGCUAUAUUUUUACCCCUGCCCUUUGGAGACUGCUGGUGACAUCACUGACGGUAGUUUUAGGGUUCUCCUUCACAACUCUUCACAGGAUUCCUCUGUCAUCAACUGCAGUACAACUCAUACAGGUACUUAGAGUUGUCUGUAGCCUACACAACUCACAUACAAGUUUGGAUAGUUUAUUCUCUGUUUGGCACUGUGAGUGCCUGUGGGUUUUCUGGCUUCUAUUGUUGGUGGCUAUUUGUCAGUAGACAGGAAAGGUAAGAGUGAUCUUCUGCAGAUAUAUAUUUAAAUUUAGUUGAUUUUAGUUACAGGAAAGCGGAAGGUAAAGCAGUGAUGAAGUAGAAGUGUGGGAGCUUCUGGAAGAAUUUUUUUGCAACUUGCUGUCCACACAAGCAGAUAAGAAAAAAAUGCAUUAGAGGUGCUGUACAGUAUAUACAAUAGCCCAGGGGUUUCUUUUUUAUCACUCUUUUGAUCACUGAAGUUGAAGCACUAAACUUCCUCUUGAAUCAUGCAGGCAAACAGAGGGGUCACAUUGAUCUUGCUGAGUCUAAUGACAAGACUGGGGAGCCCAAAGAAUGUGCUGACUCUGCAGCCUAACUGGCCCCUGUUCUUCACUGGAGAGACCGUCACUCUCACGUGUUCGGGACGGACAUUCAAACAUUAUGGAUUCACGUGGAUGAGAUAUGAAUCAAAUAGUUGGCCGCUAAAGCACACAUCCCAGGAUAACAUCUACACCAUCGCACAUGUUACUGAAGCCCACAGUGGUGAAUACAAGUGUUCCACUGAAUCCGACAGUGAUCCUGUCAGACUGAACGUGUCAGCACUGCCUAAAGCCACUCUGAUGGUAGAGCCAAAAUGGCGCCCACUGUACAAUGGAGAGACCGUCACCCUGAGGUGUGAGGUGGACUCCUACAGCAACUGGACAUAUUCCUGGUACAAAGACCAGACCCAGAUGGCUGUGUCUCAGACUGCUGGUCACAGUGUAACUGGUAACAGACUCACCAUCCCUGGUGCUGUUGGGUCUGACCAGGGGCAGUACUGGUGUGAGGGGAGGCUGGAGGGGAGAAAAGUGACAUCACAGCGCAGUGACUCCAUCAAUCUGACAGUUGCAGCCCUGCCUAAUGCCUCUCUGGCUGUAGAGCCAAAAUGGUGUCCACUGUACAGUGGAGAGACCGUCAUUCUGAGGUGUGAGGUGGACUCCUACAGCAACUGGACACAUUUCUGGUACAGAGACCAUAACCAGACAGCCACAUCUCUCUCUAAAGAGUACAGUGUAAACAUCACUGGGGCUGCUGGGUCUGACCAGGGGCGGUACUGGUGUGAGGGGAGGCUGGAGGGGAGAAAUGUGACAUCACAGCGCAGCGACUCCAUCACUCUGACUGUUGCAGGGAGCCCAAAGGAUGUACUGACUCUGCAGCCUAACUGGCCCCUGUUCUUCACUGGAGAGACCGUCACUCUCAGGUGUUUGGGACGGCCAUUCAAACAUCAUGGAUUCGUAUGGUCCAGAAUUGAAUCAAAUUUUUUUGUGACAAAGCACGUAUCCCAAGAAAACAUCUACACCAUCGCACCUGUUACUGAAGCCCACAGUGGUGAAUACACGUGUUCUGCUGAAUCCACGAGUGAUCCUGUCAGACUGAACGUGUCAGCACUGCCUAAAGCCACUCUGACUGUAGAGCCAAAAUGGCGCCCACUGUACAAUGGAGAGACCGUCACCCUGAGUUGUGAGGUGGACUCCGACAGCAACUGGAUAUAUUCCUGGUACAAAGACCAGGCCCAGAUGGCUUUGUCUCAGACUGCUGGUCACAGUGUGACUGGUAACAGACUCACCAUCCCUUGGACUGCUGGGUCAGACCAGGGGCAGUACUGGUGUGAGGGGAGGCUGGAGGGGAGAAAAGUGACAUCACAGCGCAGCGACUCCAUCAAUCUGACUGUUGCAGCCCUGCCUAAAGCCACUCUGACUGUAGAGCCAAAAUGGUGCCCACUGUACAAUGGAGAGACCGUCACCCUGAGGUGUGAGGUGGACUCCUACAGCAACUGGAUAUAUUCCUGGUACAAAGACCAGACCCAGAUGACUGUGUCUCAGACUGCUGGUCACAGUGUAACUGGUAACAGACUCACCAUCCCUGGUGCUGCUGGGUCUGACCAGCGGCAGUACUGGUGUGAGGGGAGGCUGGAGGGGAGAUAUGUGACAUCACCGCGCAGCGACUCCAUCACUGUUGCAGUGCUGAGUCUAAUGACAAGACUGGGGAGCCCAAAGGCUGUACUGACUCUGCAGCCUAACCGGCCCCUGUUCUUCACUGGAGAGACCGUCACUCUCACGUGUUCGGGACAGACAUUCAAACAUCAUAGAUUCUUUUGGUACAGAAUUGAACCAAAUAUGUUGCAGACAAUGCACACAUCCCAAGAAAACAUCUACACCAUCGCAUCUGUCACUGAAGCCCACAGUGGUGUAUACACGUGUGCUGCUGAAUCCACAAGUGAUCCUGUCAGACUGAACGUGUCAGCACUGCCUAAAGCCACUCUGACGGUACAGCCAAAAUGCCCACUGUACAAUGGAGAGACCGUCACCCUGAGGUGUGAGGUGGACUCCUACAGCAACUGGAUAUAUUCCUGGUACAAAGACCAGACCCAGAUAACUGUGUCUCAGACUGCUGGUCACAGUGUAACUGGUAACAGACUCACCAUCCCUGGUGCUGCUGGGUCUGACCAGGGGCAGUACUGGUGUGAGGGGAGGCUGGAGGGGAGAAAAGUGACAUCACAGCCCAGCGACUCCAUCAAUCUGACUGUUGCAGGUGAGUCUCAGGUACGCUUUCAAUUUGGAUAUGUCACAUGCUCUAGUGGAUUCAGAUCUGGGGACUGUGCAGGUCAUUGGAGUAAAAUGAAGUCGCCGUCUUGUUUGUGGAACCAGCUGAAGGUGACGUGUGCUUUGUGACAUGGCGCAUUACCUGCUGGAAGUAUCAACUUGAUAAAAGGUAGACUGUGGUCAUAAAGGGAUGCACAUGGUCUGCUACAAUGCUUAAUUAUGUUCUGGCACUCAAUUGAUGCUCAGUUGGUAUUAAGGGGCCUAACGUGUGUGCCACAAAAACAUUGCCCACACCAUUACACUACCACUAACAGCUGUUACUGCUGACACAAAGAAGGAUGGGAUUUUUAUGCAGUAUGGAUUCAUCCUGUUUUGCCAAAUUCAGACCCUACCAUCUACGUAUGUG